AUGCUGCACGGGCCUGCGCCUGGAGACCGCCAGCUGCCACCAUCUUCCUCGUCCCUCGCCCACACCCACCACAUCCGCCCACCUGCGUCUGCCUCUGCCUCUACCUCUACGUCUGCUGCCGCUUCUAUUUCCACCGUCUCUAAACCCAACAAGCACGUCCUCUCUCACGCUCGCUUUGAUCCGACACAUCUCCCGUCCCAGCUGCCUUCAUAUGCUCCCCCGAGCUAUGCGCAUGCCCAGUCCCACGAUCCCAACCUGCUGAGGUUUCCCGACGCCCCGACUACCGAGCUUGCACCCAUCCUUCCCGCCGCCAAACACAAUGAUAACGUCGGUCACAACCUGCCAUCUCUCUCGUCCGUGACAGGUCCUCCGCCUCCGCGGUUCCCUCCCAUCGUCGCCCCAUCUCAACCCAUUGAAGCACAGCAACAUCAACAGCAUCACCAACCGCAACCACAACCAACCACAUCAUCCCUGAAGCGGUCCUCGACGACGACAGUGCUCCUCACCCACUGGCCGAGCCUCAACCCCCUCACGACGUACUACACACCCAGUCAUGCCCAGUCCGCCGAUUCGCCUGCGAGAAUGGACCUCGAUGUAGUUAGCAAUAGCGCCUUGAGCGCAGCAUCCCCAGAUCGUUUUUACGAAGGACGCGCUGCCAGUGUUAGCCUGGACGACCCCGAUGUGCGCAUGGCAGCUGAAGCACUAGGGGACCUUCGAGCCGACUUCAUCAACUCACCUCCCGCCCGUCACACACCUCUCCCGAGAGCCUCGCCGGCCGUUUCAAUCACGUCAAAUCCACAACUCAAGUCUGAAGAGCCCCUAUUCUCACUCCUAACAACAUCCCACCCAUUGCUCGCGACAACCAUCGAAGGUGCCACGUCGGCUUACAACAACUCCAAAAACUUCUCCCCGCGCUUCAAAUCUAGCGCCGAGUAUGUCGAAGGUUACUUGACGCCCAUUGCCAACACUGUCGGCACGGUCGGGCGGAAGACAGGUGUUGAGGGUGGUGUGCGCUGGUUCCUCGGCGCCGGUCGACGGCAUCAGUCGAACGACAUUGAAGCUGCCGACGGAGGGUCUCACAAGCGGCGCAAAGUCGAUACGGGCGAAGACUUGGCCAGGCUCAUGAUUGAUGCGCAGAGCAACGUCAUGCCCGAUGUCGACUCUCCUCGUGAUCCCUACGUGUUCAAGCACGACCGCAGACUUUCACGAGCUAGCACCAUUGAUACUCUACCGGCGUAUGACGACUACCGCUCCCCAGCCUACAGUGAAAACGAAAAAGCGGAGCGACCCACCUCAUCAAACGCGGCUUGGCAAUCUCGCCUAAUUAUGUCAACCUCCGGUCUAAGUGUUGCUAUGAGCGAUGAGAGUCUCAGGAGCCUAAAGUACUGUCUUCGAUGGUUGCGUUGGGCGAAUGAGCACAUUGGUGGGGUUAUCAAUAACCUCAAGACUACUCUUGAACAGUUUGAGAAGCCGGGCCAAGCCCAACAAGAAGAGCAGAAUGCAGUUACCAACGACGGCGACUACGUAAUGGCUGACAGCCAACCCGAGCCAAUGUCUGAGCAGGAACGUACAUUGCUAGCGGCCAAGAUCGCGUCACUCAAAGGCGACGUUCUCAAGACACUGCAGAACGUUAUCGUGACUGUUUCCAAAUACGCCGGCGGCGCUCUGCCCGAAAACGCCCGUUUGCUGGUUCGCCGUCAUCUGACUACUUUGCCGCAGCGAUUCCGCUAUGCCAGCAUGGUUGAGUCUCAACAGGGAGAGAAGAUUGGCGACCAAGAGGCGAUGCGCGAGGGUGCCCAUCGUGUGCUUGUUCUAGCUAAGGAGGGUCUCGACAUGAUGUCACAAGUCAGUGGUGUCCUUGAUGGUACCAUUGUUAGUGCCGAGGAGUGGUGCGAGAGACUUGGAAAGAAGAAGCGGGACCAACGCGAGGCUGUCCUGCCCCAAUCCCAACCUCAAGAGGGCGACGUCAAGAUUGCCCUUGUUUGA
Messenger RNA from Colletotrichum godetiae, 1986 nucleotides. RefSeq names its product transcription factor Opi1-domain-containing protein. The transcript is spliced from 2 exons. Gene Ontology annotation, cellular component: endoplasmic reticulum; nucleus. NCBI's taxonomy places the organism in Eukaryota, Fungi, Ascomycota, Sordariomycetes, Glomerellales, Glomerellaceae. The record is from RefSeq and is a predicted model, not a curated record. Gene Ontology annotation, molecular function: transcription corepressor activity. The coding region runs from base 1 to 1986 and encodes 661 amino acids. Gene Ontology annotation, biological process: regulation of transcription by RNA polymerase II; phospholipid biosynthetic process; endoplasmic reticulum unfolded protein response.